Striga hermonthica is the source of this 462-nucleotide messenger RNA. Lineage: Eukaryota; Viridiplantae; Streptophyta; Magnoliopsida; Lamiales; Orobanchaceae. The record is from the annotation of a GenBank genome assembly.
AUGUUUACAGCUCAGAAUUUAGGAGUGCCGUUACUGCAACCGUACGUUGGCGCCGGAGGCCGGAAUUUUAGUGGAGGAGUGAAUUUCGCGGUGGCCGGAGCUUCAGCUCUUGAUUAUGGCUUCUUUGAGGAAAUCGGGAUUCAUAUGGUCACAAAUGCGUCACUUAGGAUUCAAAUGGAAUGGUUCAAACAAUUUUUGGCCACUCUGCCUGGUCGACCCGAGACAGGAAGAACUGGAGGGUUGACUUGCCCGAAAGGUCAAGCAUCAACCCCAACAUCGACCGACAUGAAGGGUCGAGCAUCGACCCUCACACAGACCGGUCAAUGGGGUCGAAAGCCGACCUUAACACCCACCGAUUUGUGGGUCGACUGCCCCGAGAGGUUGACGUACGGCUCAAGGGGUCGAGCAUUGACCCGUAGGUCAACGCGUAGCACUCGCACUGCAGGUCUAAUAUUAGCUUAA